AUGACAAAAGUUCUUCCACUGAUAGAGAAGAUCCCACAAACGAUCCUUGGAUUCUUAGAAUCUUCUCCAUCUUGUUGGUCCUCUUCUCUAUCAAAGACAACGCAAGCUCAUGCUCAUCUACUCAAAUCGGGAGCCCAGAACGAUGGCUACAUCUCCGCAAAACUCAUCGCUUCCUACUCGAAUUACAGCUGCUUCGACGACGCGAAUCUCAUCUUACAAUCGAUUCCGGAUCCAAAUGUAUACUCUUUCUCGUCUCUUAUCUACGCGUUAACAAAGGCCAAGCUUUACUCCCAAUCUCUCGGCGUGUUUUCUCGGAUGUUCUCUCGUGGGUUGAUUCCAGAUACUCACGUUCUUCCCAACUUGUUCAAAGUCUGUGCUGAGUUAUCGGCUUUUAGAGCUGGUAGACAGAUUCAUUGUGUGUCGUGUGCGUUGGGGUUGGAUGGGGAUGGGUUUGUUCAGGGCUCUUUGUUUCAUAUGUACAUGAGGUGUGGUAAGAUGGGUGAUGCACGGAAGGUGUUCGAUAGAAUGCGUGAGAGAGAUGUUGUGACUUGUAGUGCUUUGCUUUGUGGGUACGCGAGGAAGGGUUGUUUGGAAGAGGUGGUUCGGGUACUCUCUGAGAUGGAAAGUGAGGGUAUUGAACCGAAUGUCGUGUCUUGGAAUGGGAUUCUUAGUGGGUUUAAUCGUAGCGGGUAUCAUAAGGAAGCGGUGGAGAUGUUUCAGAAGAUGCAUCAUCUGGGUUUUUUACCUGAUGAGGUUGCUGUUUCAAGUGUUCUUCCUUCUGUUGGAGACUCGGAGAGGUUGGAUUUAGGGAGGCAGGUUCAUGGGUAUGUGGUUAAACAGGGUUUGCUGAAGGAUAAAUGUGUUAUUAGUGCGAUGAUUGAUAUGUAUGGGAAGUCUGGUCGUGUGUAUGGGAUUAUAAAACUUUUUGAAGAGUUUGAGGUGAUGGAGACCGGGGUUUGCAAUGCAUGCAUUACAGGGCUGUCUCGAAAUGGUCUUGUUGACAAGGCCCUUGAGAUGUUUGAGUUGUUCAAGGAACAGAAGAUGGAGCUAAAUGUGGUGUCAUGGACUUCAACCAUAGCUGGAUGUGCACAGAAUGGGAAAGAUAUUGAAGCCUUGGAACUGUUUAGAGAAAUGCAGGUUGCUGGAGUGAAGCCAAACCGUGUAACAAUCCCUUCAAUGCUUCCAGCGUGCGGAAAUAUAGCAGCGUUGGUUCAUGGGAGAUCGGCUCACGCAUUUGCUGUACGAAUCCACCUUUUGGAUGAUGUUCAUGUAGGAAGCGCUCUGAUUGACAUGUAUGCCAAAUGUGGAAGAAUCAACAUGUCUCAGGUUGUCUUUGAUAUGAUGCCCACGAAAAACUUAGUCUGCUGGAACUCUUUAAUGAGUGGAUACUCAAUGCACGGGAAGGCCAAAGAAGUCAUGAGCAUAUUUGAAUCUCUUGUGAGAACGAGGUUAAAGCCUGAUUUCAUCAGCUUCACAAGCUUAUUAUCAGCAUGUAGUCAAGUAGGUUUAACAGAUGAAGGAUGGAGAUACUUCGGCAUGAUGACUGACGAAUAUGGGAUUAAACCGAGGUUGGAACAUUAUUCUUGCAUGGUGAGCCUUCUUGGACGCGCAGGGAAGUUGCAAGAAGCAUAUGAUAUGAUACAGGAGAUGCCUUUGGAGCCAGACUCUUGCGUCUGGGGAGCUUUGCUAAACUCUUGCAGACUUCAAAACAAUGUAGAGUUAGCUGAGAUCGCAGCAGAGAAACUUUUUGGUUUAGAACCAGAAAACCCAGGGAAUUACGUUCUUUUGUCCAAUAUUUACGCAGCUAAAGGCAUGUGGGAAGAAGUAGACAGUAUUAGAAACAAGAUGGAGGGUCUGGGGAUGAAGAAGAACCCGGGUUGCAGCUGGAUUCAAGUGAAGAACAAAGUGUACACGCUUCUUGCUGGUGACAAGUCGCAUCCGCAGAUAGAUCAAAUAACAGAGAAGAUGGAUGAGAUUAGUAAAGAGAUGAGGAAAUCAGGUCAUCUCCCAAAUUUGGACUUUGCGCUGCAAGAUGUGGAGGAGCAAGAGCAAGAGCAGAUAUUAUGGGGACACAGCGAGAAACUAGCAGUAGUGUUUGGUCUUCUGAACACACCAGAGGGGACACCACUUCAGGUCAUAAAGAACCUUAGGAUAUGCGGAGAUUGCCACUCAGUCAUUAAAUUCAUAUCGGGUUACGCCGGUAGAGAGAUUUUCGUUAGAGAUACGAAUAGGUUUCAUCACUUUAAAGAUGGUGUUUGUUCUUGUGGAGAUUUCUGGUGACAUUUUUAGUGGGAAUUUCUUUUUACUAUAAAAAGAUUUUGGAUCAUCAUGUUUUUUUCUACUAUACAAGUUCUU
Molecule: messenger RNA, 2355 nt
Organism: Eruca vesicaria subsp. sativa (arugula)
Lineage: Eukaryota; Viridiplantae; Streptophyta; Magnoliopsida; Brassicales; Brassicaceae
Source: the annotation of a GenBank genome assembly